GGUCGUCGUCGAGAACGUGUGUGUAGCUAUAGUUAGCUCAAAAUGGCGGACGGAGAUCAGCAAGGUAACUACGGUGAAGGAGAUUUUUCGGCCGAUGGACAGUACGGCGAGUAUAACGAUGGCCAGUUCACAGACGGUCAGUACCAGCAAGAGGGCGAAGCGAAUGCUCAGACAAACGAAGCCGCCCAAAAUGGCUCCGACGCGAAGACUAAUGAGGACGAAAGGAAACUCUUUGUUGGUGGCAUAAGCUGGGACACUGAUAACAAGGAUCUUCGGGAAUACUUUUCGAAGUUCGGCGUUGUCGUUGAUGUCAACAUCAAGACAGACCCCACGACAGGCAAAUCCCGAGGCUUCGGUUUUGUCACAUUCAAUGCUAAGGACGCUACUGAAGCUGUGCUCAAAGCAACGCCACACACUGUGAAGGGCAAGCAAAUCGACCCCAAGCCUGCGAAGGCGCGUCCCGGGAUCAAAAAGAUAUUUGUUGGUGGAUUGGAGUCUGACAUGCCAGAGGCUGAUAUCAAGGCCUACUUCGAGAAGUUCGGUCCUGUGGAGAAUGUGGAGCUGCCAUUUGGCAAGGCAAAGUAGAACCAGAGGCGCCAGUUCGCUUUUGUGACAUUCGAGCGAGAAGACUCCGUGGAGCUGGUCUGCCGGGAGCCGAAGCAAAAGAUUGGCAACAAAGAGUGCGACAUCAAGAAGGCAACUCCCAAGCCCGAUGCCCGAGGUAUGCGUGGUGGAUGCGGUGGCGGCGGCGGCGGCUUUGCAGCUGGCGGACGUGGAGGCAGAGGCGGCCGUGGACGGGGAGGAGGCUACCAGAACCAGAACUGGGGCAACCAAGGAGGCGGCCCGUAA
This is a messenger RNA of Dermacentor silvarum, 849 nucleotides long. RefSeq names its product RNA-binding protein squid-like. Gene Ontology annotation, molecular function: RNA binding. Lineage: Eukaryota; Metazoa; Arthropoda; Arachnida; Ixodida; Ixodidae. Gene Ontology annotation, cellular component: cytoplasm. The record is from RefSeq and is a predicted model, not a curated record.